AUGCCAUCGCUUGUCGAGCCCCCUACUCCUCCGAGAUUCAAUGGCAGGUUCAAUACAGGCCUGCACGCAGAAGCAAUGGAGAUGUCGCAACGCAUCCUUGAUACUAUCUUUCGAUACAGGAGUCCUCUACCCAAGAAUGCUUCUGAUCGUAGCGACGAGGGCGCAAUCAAGUUCCUCGGUCAGAUCUAUCGCUUCGUGAAGAUGAAUAAGGCGAUCCGCAUGGCUAUGCCUGCAUUUCCGUUCAAGAGCCCCAAUAGUGCAGUAAAGGUCCUGGGGACGAUGCCGGACAAAGCUGAGGAUGUUGCACUUGCGCAUCUUAACGGGCUCUGCAGUGCCAUCGAGGACAUCUACCCUCCUGGUGCGGUACUUGUUAUUGUUUCAGAUGGACUGGUGUACAACGACCUUCUGGGCGUACCUGACAACACGGUUUGGAUGUAUGGCCAAGAGCUUCGCGCACUCACCAAAGCUCGUGACUAUUCACACAUCGAGUUUGCACGCAUCAAAGAUCUGCUGGCCGCCCCAAAACUUCAUGAAGAGACCGAUGGCAUGACGUAUGCUGCCACAGCAUCUUCUAUCCGCCUCACUCUCAUGAAUCGCUAUGGAAGCCACAACUGGGAUGAGACUCACAACGACUCACAUGCAGGUCUGGAUGAGAACAAGCAGCUGACAUACUGUUCAUAUCUCAAAUUCCUCGAGCUUGACUUGGCGGCCACAUAUCCCAUUUGCGAAGAGCGAUCAAAAAGCCGAUUCAAGCGGGGUGUUGAGAAGAUCGCCAAGAGCAUGUUGAAGCGUGGAGAGGCAUUCGCAAGAGCAAUGCGCGAGAAUUUUCAAGACCACGUGCGAUUGUCAAUUCACCCUUCCACUGGUGAAGACAAGAUAUCGAUCAACGUCUUACCACUUGGAAAGACGAUGACACCCUGGCACAACACUGUCGCGUUCAAAUUGGACGGUACCCUCAUUGCUGGUCAUCGUCACGGAUUUCAACAGAUGAGUGACAUGGAGCUGGUAUAUGAAGAUGGCCGAGCAUCGUACUUUCGAGAACGAUCGCACGUCUAUGACUGGGCAACACCAGUGACCUUCGAGCCUAUGUAUCCAUGCGGGAUUAUGAUCCGACCAGCACAAGGCUUAAAGCGCUGUUCGAUCAGCAUGAUUGAAGCACGGAAAGUCCGCGAACUGGCCGUUCAAAAUUCGCCAGUCGUACUCCGUGGCUUCACGGAAACAAGGAAUCGCGAAAGAUUCGUCGCCAAGGCUCACGAGCUUGGAGUGCCUACACCGUGGAAGUUCGGACUUGUUUUGGAAGUCAAAGACCACGGGGAAGAGAGCCAGGGACUGAACAACGUGCUAAGCAAAGAAUGGAUGCCCUUCCACUUCGAUGGCCUGUUCAAAACGACAAAAGAGAUAAGAAAGGAUGGAAGCGAGCACCUCGUUCCUGUCCCACCGCAUUUUCAGUUUUUCGCCGCGGUAACUCCUAGUCCCAGGAAUACUGGCUACACCUUGUUCUCAAGCUCGAAGUUGGUUUUCGAGCAUUUGCCAGAAGAGAAGCCCUUGAAUCAACUGGCAUUUCUUACUUGGUCAGUCUCAACACGCUCGUUCGAUCAGUCGGUCAUUCGAGGCAUGCCGCUGGUGACCAGUCACCCUUCUACGGGCAGGCCUUGCCUACGGUUCCACGAGCGCUGGCCUCAAGAGAAGACGCGAUUCGAUCCUACACAUGUUGAGAUCGAGCAAGGCGAUCAGAGCGUGUGCGAUAUUUUGGAGCUGUUGCUGCAUGAUCGUCGCAUUUGCUAUUGGCAUUCAUGGCACGAAGGCGAUUUGGUCGUGAAUGAUAACAUUUCAACAAUGCACACAAGGAGUUCGUUCGAAGCAGGGGUAAAUCGUGAAUUGUGGCGUAUUCACUUUAAUUAG
Messenger RNA from Alternaria burnsii, 1902 nucleotides. RefSeq lists its product as uncharacterized. Lineage: Eukaryota; Fungi; Ascomycota; Dothideomycetes; Pleosporales; Pleosporaceae. Gene Ontology annotation, molecular function: oxidoreductase activity. The coding region runs from base 1 to 1902 and encodes 633 amino acids. The transcript has 2 exons. The record is from RefSeq and is a predicted model, not a curated record.